This is a messenger RNA of Cuscuta campestris, 840 nucleotides long. The record is from the annotation of a GenBank genome assembly. NCBI's taxonomy places the organism in Eukaryota, Viridiplantae, Streptophyta, Magnoliopsida, Solanales, Convolvulaceae.
GUCUAACAAAAAUUAUAUAUUUUCUAAUAUAUUUGUGUUAAAAAAAAUUCGUGUUAUACUUUUUAAAGGUUCGGAGCAAACGAAGGAUACGAUGUGGGAUCGUAUCAAGGAGAUGUUCUUUAAGGCGAUGAACAAGUACGCCUCGUACCAUACCCGGGACCAACUCACUUCCAAAUGGGGCCACAUCAAUCGUAAAUUCCAAAAGUUGCCACAGACCGAUAUCACUCGGUUCUGGAGGAGUGGUACGAGCGACGCCGAUGUUCUUCGGCUUGCCACGGCCCGGUAUCAAGACGACAGGCACCAAGGCAAGGUGCCCCUCGAUCUUUGGAGAAUUUUAAGAUGUUCACCGAAAUGGCAACAACUCAACAAUUCCGACACCGGAUCCUCAAAGAAAAGAUCCUCUGUCGACGCUGAGAUUGAGGUCGAUGACACUAUCGAUGCGUCUGAACAAAGGUCUCUCUUCAACAUUGACGAUUCUGAUGACAAGAACCCCAUUCCACGGCCGAUCGGAAGAAAGAAAGCAAAAUCCAUUGUCUCGGGUUCUGGAGGGUCCGGAUUUGUUUCCGUUUCUUCUUGCGACAAUAUUGAACAAGCAAUGGUUGAACAACUUCGGAUGUUCAAUAUUUGAGAAGAAGAGAGGGCGAGAAUAAAGCAAGAGAAGGAAAAGAUCGAAAUAAUGGAAACCAACCUUGAUACGUUAUCGGGCUUCAAACGUAUAAUCUUCGAGAGAAGAUAAAAAGAGAUCAAAACUAAAUAUAAUUUACCUUAGUUUUUUAUUAAUGUAAUUUUAUUAUUAUUGUCGCUUUAAUUUUUUAUAUUUAAUGAAUGUAUUUUUUUUAU